This is a messenger RNA of Colletotrichum truncatum, 753 nucleotides long. Its product is annotated as RNA methylase family. The record is from RefSeq and is a predicted model, not a curated record. Lineage: Eukaryota; Fungi; Ascomycota; Sordariomycetes; Glomerellales; Glomerellaceae. Gene Ontology annotation, molecular function: RNA cap trimethylguanosine synthase activity. Gene Ontology annotation, biological process: 7-methylguanosine cap hypermethylation; 7-methylguanosine RNA capping. Gene Ontology annotation, cellular component: nucleus.
AUGAAAGCAGCCGCCAAACUUCCCCUAACGGAUGAGUGCCACCAUUAUAACUCCAAGGCCGAAGUACCUUGGGAUCUUCAAAAGUAUUUUUCUCAGCGAUACUCGAUAUUCUCCUGGUAUGACGAAGGCGUCUACCUAACCGAUGCUGCCUGGUUUGGCGUGACCCCCGAGCCUGUAGCCAACACCGUUGCGAACGACAUGUCCCACACUGACGAGUCUAAACACUUCCUCGUCGAUAUUUUUGGCGGCGCUGGUGGCAACACCAUCGCUUUUGCCCUUUCAGGUCGUUGGGACCGCAUCAUCUCCAUCGAGCGCGAUGCCGCCACUCUGGCCUGUGCUCAGCACAACGCCGAGUUGUACGAGGUUAGCGAGUACAUUACCUGGGUUCAUGGUGACUGUUUCGAGUAUCUUGAGAAACUCAAGAACUCGCCCGAUGAGCUGAGUGAGGAGCUCCGCUUACCUAUGGCUGAGACUGUUAUUUUUGCCUCGCCACCUUGGGGAGGCCCUGGGUAUAGGUCAGCAGAGGUGUUUGAUCUGAGCAAGAUGGAGCCCUACAACCUGCAGCAGCUGUAUGAUGCUUGUAGCCCAAUGGACCACGCAUUGUUCUUGCCACGAACCAGCGAUCUAAGACAGAUUGCAAAGCUGGCACCAGAAGGGGAGAAGCUCGAGGUUGUGCAGUACUGCAUGGAGGGCGCGAGUAAGGCCAUGGUGGCGUACAUACCAGGGACAUUAAAUACGAAGAAGUCUACGUAA